AUAAAAAAUCAUAAAACCUAUUUGAAGCAAGCGAGAUGAAGAGCGUGGGUGUGGAGCAAAGAGAAAGACAUGUCAGAGGUUGAUUUUGAAGAAGAGCGACGCCUCUUUAUCCCCAACCUCCUUUCCCUUGAAGAAUGCAAGGAGUUGGAAUUCAUCCACAAGUGUAGCAGCACUGUUGGUUACAGACCCAAUGUCUUCUCUACCACUCUCUCUCAUCUCAUUGCCACCAAUUCUUCUCAUUUCAUCUUUCCUUUUAUUCCCAUCCGAGAAAGGUUGAAAGACCGACUAGAAGACUUUUUCAAUUGUCAGUUUCAACUCUUUAUUGAAUUCACCGGUUUAAUCAGCUGGAGCAGAGGAGCAAGCAUUGGAUGGCAUAGUGAUGAUAAUAGGCCUUACCUCAAACAACGUCACUUUUCAGUAGUAUGUUAUUUAAAUACAUAUGGAAAGGAUUUCAAUGGUGGACUCUUUCACUUCAAAGAUGGGGAACCGGCAACAAUUAUGCCUGCUGUUGGAGAUGUUGUGAUGUAUACAGCUGACAACCGUAACAUUCAUUCUGUUGAUGAGAUAACAGAUGGAGAAAGACUGACACUUGCUUUAUGGUUCAGUCGUGAUGGUUCCCAUGAUGAAGAUACGAAGCUUGUUUCCCUUCUUUCACAACACCUAUUACAUAACAACAUGGCUGGUUCAUGCUUACCUUUGCCUGCAUCCAGUAACAUGUAUUGGUUUUCUCAGGACCAAGCUUCCAAUGACCAGUUUGGUUUUAAUAUUUGUUGGGCCAGACUGCAUGUUCUCGGAUACAACAUAUAUAUUUCUCAGGAAAGUAGCGGUGACUCUGAUGUCUCCGAAUUAAUGGUAAAGCCAGUGCAGUUGGUGAGAGGAAGCGAAUUGCUAGACCUGGAAUUUGUCAAUAUUUUGCAUGCGCUUCAGGUUGUCCAAUUUUAUAGUUGGAAAGGAUCUGCCUUGCAGACCAACAUGUCAUCAAAUAUAGAUUCCAAGGUAGUAAAACUGUUGGGUGCGCAAAGAGAGAAAAUCAGUGCUCUAAAUUCUGUACUUUUGAAUGAUGUUGAAUUCGCCUCCAGAGUUUUCUGUGAAAGAUCUUCCAAUUUGGAAGAAAAUGGUUCCAUUUACUUUAACUGGACAGGAAUGGUGGCUGCUAUUGCUGCUUGGGAAGAUUAUGUAUUGAAGUUAAACAAGCAAAUUCAUUUACAGUUUCCUCACUGGAAAAUGCACAAAUCUUUAUAUAAUGUACAACUGAGUGAGCAGUAUCCAUGAUCAGCAAGCAAAUUCAUUUUCGAAGGACUGCUUUGACAGCAUUACUCAAGUCAUUGUGUUUUGGGUGAGUUUUAAGACAAUGCUGCUUGAAGAAGAGAUGAGGAGUGCAACUCAAUGUAUACCAUGUUGGAUCCAAAAACUUAAACUGUGACAAGUAGUAUACUGUGAACUCUAAUUUUCACUUCUAAACUAAUGCUAGGAAUUAUAAUUUGGGGGAAGAACACAAGAGUAUGAUGGAUAAGGGAUUCUGGUUAGGGGCGAAGGCAGACUUUGAAGUUUGCAGGGACAGAUCCUUUUCCUUGGAAAAAUGUACAAAAAUCCUUUAAAUUGUUACUUAGAUGGAAAUUUAGAUUUUGUUCUGGUGAAGAGAGAAAACAAAGUGCUUGAUAGAUUAUGAGUUAGGUGCAUGUUGUUACAUACAAAAGUCUUUGCUCUAGUUCUCAAUGGGCAUAGUAUUAGUAAAGCUGUGGAACUUUCUUUUUAAUGAACAAUGUUAGUAUAUUAAUAAAUUUUGAGGGUGAGGAUUGAACUUAAA
Molecule: messenger RNA, 1807 nt
Organism: Cicer arietinum (chickpea)
Lineage: Eukaryota; Viridiplantae; Streptophyta; Magnoliopsida; Fabales; Fabaceae
Biological process (GO): collagen metabolic process
Molecular function (GO): L-ascorbic acid binding; oxidoreductase activity, acting on paired donors, with incorporation or reduction of molecular oxygen; iron ion binding
Source: RefSeq, a predicted model, not a curated record